AUGUUAUCACAAUUUCUUAUUGGAUUUAUAUUAGUUUUUACUUCUUUUAAUAUUAUUCAGACAAUUGAAUUUGGAUGUGAAUACAAUUCAACGACUUAUACAAUUGACACUGAAUGGACAUUAUCUGAAUCUUGUCAAACAUGUAAAUGUUUAUCAAAUAAAAUUAUUAUUUGUCGAAAUCGAACAUGUCAAAUGCCAAAAGAUUGUCAAAUGGGUGAACAAUUAACAUUAAAAGCAGGUAGUUGUUGUCCAACAUGUUCAACUAUUCGACGUUCUUGUCUUUAUGAUGGUACUGCAAUACUUCACAAUACUAUAUUCUAUCCUAAAUCAUGUCUUCAAUGUCGUUGUCGAGAUGGUCAACUGUUUUGUGAUGAUAUUUGUCAUCAAUCAAUCUUACAAAACAAAUGUUCAUUUGAUAAUGAAUUAUAUCAAAUAAAUACAAUUUGGUCUCCAUUACCAUGUACCAUAUGUCAAUGUAUGGCGAUAUCACUAAAUCAAAAUGUAUCUUCUGUUUGUUAUAUUAAACAAUGUCCUUCAAUAACAAGUUGUCUUGGAACUCUUGAAUUCAUACCUGGUCAAUGUUGUCCAGUAUGUCAAACAAGUAUUUGUCGUGAUAAUAAUGGUCUUAUUUAUCAAAAUGGUGAUGUUUGGACGAAAGAUAAUGUUUGUACACAUUGUACAUGUAGAAAUGGAUCAGUUAUAUGUUCAAAAGAAACUUGUCCAAUUUUACAAUGUAAAUCUAAUGAAAAAGUUAUUCGUUUACCAAAUAGUUGUUGUGCAAUAUGUAGCAAUCGACAUAUGUGUAGAUUUUAUGGUAAUAAUGGUUAUCAGAUCCAUUAUGAACAUGAUCUUUGGUAUACAUCAGCAUGUCAAUAUUGUACAUGUCGACGACAUAAUCGUGUUGUAUGUAAAAGUAUUCAAUGUGAACAUCAAUUUUGUCUUGAACAUGAAAUCCAAGAAUCACGAUCAGAUAGUUGUUGUGUAUCAUGCCGACAACCUAAACAAUGUGAUUUGAAUGGUUAUAUACUUAAAGAAGGAUCUUAUCGUCAAAUUGAUAAUUGUACAUUAUGUACAUGUACACCAGAAAGUCAACCUAAAUGUUAUUCGAAUUGUAAACAAAAUGGUUAUUCAGUUAUUGAAUUACAAACAUCAAGUCUACAUCGUAAUCAUACAAUUACUGUUACUGAUAGUUUAGCUACAAUUAUAGCUUAUUCAAAAUCUGGAACAAUUAUACCUUCAUCACAAACUCGUUCUCUAUUAUUUCAAUUUUCUUCAUCUAUAAUAACGAAAUCAAAUGCUGCUGUUCUAUUAGGUAUUAUACAUAAUUCAACUGGUCAAAUAUCUUAUCGACUUAUUAUUAUUGAUUUUGAUUCAACUAUUAAUAAUACAAGAAUUAAUUAUAGUCUUUCAGAUGAAUUACGCCUUUGGAUGCCAUCAGCAGUUUCUACUCAACGGACUAUAAAAUCAUCAAUAACAAUAAUUGAAGAUGAUAAAAAUACUGAUCAAAUUAUUUUAAUAAUUCUUAUUAUAAUACUUUCAUUGGUUUGUUUAAUAUUAAUUUUAAUUAUUAUUUUCUUAUGUUAUCGACGAAAACAAAAAACAAUUGAAAAAAAUAUUUAUAAGAAUACUUGUAAACAACAAGGUUCAUCAUUAUCAAUAGUAGAAAAAUUUCAUGCACCUGAUUUAACAACUAAAGUGAUACUUUUAACACAUUUUCAUACACAUGAACAAGAAUUAGGUACUGAUGUGUAA
This is a messenger RNA of Rotaria sordida, 1752 nucleotides long. NCBI's taxonomy places the organism in Eukaryota, Metazoa, Rotifera, Eurotatoria, Philodinida, Philodinidae. The record is from the annotation of a GenBank genome assembly.